Nerophis lumbriciformis (worm pipefish) is the source of this 1680-nucleotide messenger RNA. Its product is annotated as plexin domain-containing protein 2-like. NCBI's taxonomy places the organism in Eukaryota, Metazoa, Chordata, Actinopteri, Syngnathiformes, Syngnathidae. The record is from RefSeq and is a predicted model, not a curated record.
AUGUGCAUACAAACAGUUCAUUCGUGGGCCAAGCAGCAUGUGACACACACGCACAACAACAACAAAAAAACCCACCCAUGGGUGCCCUGCGGCCUGCAGGGCCUGCUGGCUGGUGUGAAGAAUGUGGAGGCUGCCUUCACCCUCUGCUGUGAAGAGCAAACGGAGAAAACCGAGAGGAGGACCAGGGGGAUGAGGUGGAGGUCCGAGAGCCCCGGCUGGACUGCGGACCCCAGAGGCCUCUACAGGGACCAGCACAGGCCUGAGGACUUGGACCCGGACCUGCUGCUGGAGGAGGGCCAUGACAACUCCACGCAGAUUGUGAACAUGGAUCAUGCAUAUUACACGUCCGCUAUUUUCGGCCCGGGAGACGUCGGCGGCCCAGACGUGUGGGUCAACACCGAGGAGGAGGACGGGGACAUGUGGAAAGCUCACGGCUUCCUGUCCAGCACGCACCGCCAAGCCGAGAGAGUCAAUCUUUCCUUUGACUUUCCUUUCUAUGGCCACGCGCUGAAGGAAGUCACCGUGGCAACUGGAGGCUUCAUCUACACGGGCGAUAUAAUCCACCGCAUGCUGACCGCCACUCAGUACAUUGCCCCGCUCAUGGCCAACUUUGACCCCAGUCUGUCCAAGGACUCCUCUGUCUUUUACUUUGACAACGGCACGGCGCUGGUGGUGCAGUGGACCAGCCUCCACCUGCAGGACAAUGUCCAAUCAGGCACGUUCACCUUCCAAGCUGCUCUGCACAGCGACGGACGCAUUGUGUUUACCUAUAAAGAGGUCACCUACCCUCACCUGAUUCCUGUUGACAUCAGCGACAUCAGCAGCGAGAAUCAUCCCGUCAAAGUCGGCCUGUCGGACGCUUUUGUGGUGCUUCAUAACAUAGAGCAGAUUCCCAACGUUCGACGAAGGACCAUCUACGAGUACCACAAAGUGGACUUUUUAAAGUCCAAAAUCUGCAAUGGUACCACUGUAGAGAUGUUACCUCUCCCAACUUGUCUGCAGUUCUCCGGCUGCGCUCCAUGUGUCACGUCUCAGAUCGGCUUCAACUGCACCUGGUGCUCCCGCCUGCAGAGAUGUUCCAGCGGCUUCGACCGAAACCGGCAAGGCUGGGUAGACUACGGCUGCCAGGAGGAGAGACGAGACCCGCGUUGUUUACGCGGACGCCACGUCACGGAUGCGACGCUGACGCGACGCCACUUCUUCACGGCCGCCACCACUCCAGCUGCUGCCACGUCAGGCCAGCGGAUGACCUCCGGUGUGACCUCCGUGCCUGUAGGCAACACUUCCACCGCCGAGAACCAGCCGACACGCGGCAGCAGCAGCGGGAAGAAUGCGACGUCUACUCCUUGGUCCUUCACCAGCCGGCCUACAGCAUGUGACACACACACGCACAACAACAACAAAAAAACCCACCCAUGGGUGCCCUGCGGCCUGCAGGGCCUGCUGGCUGGUGUGAAGAAUGUGGAGGCUGCCUUCACCCUCUGCUGUGAAGAGCAAACGGAGAAAACCGAGAGGAGGACCAGGGGGAUGAGGUGGAGGUCCGAGAGCCCCGGCUGGACUGCGGACCCCAGAGGCCUCUACAGGGACCAGCACAGGCCUGAGGACUUGGACCCGGACCUGCUGCUGGAGGAGGGCCACGACAACUCCACGCAGAUUGUGGUGAGGCUGCAGACCUCUUGA